UUCGGGGCAGAGGAGUGAGGUUGCGGCCAGCAUGGAGCCCAAGGUGAUCUGCGUCCUGGUCAUGGCCUUGGCGCUGGCGCUCAGCAGCCUGGCACAGAGCGAGGGCGAGACAUGUCAGGUGCACCCCAACAGCAGAUCAAAUUGUGGUUAUUCCGGGAUCACGGCGACGGAUUGUGAAAAAAAAGGCUGCUGUUUUGACAACAAAGUCAUGGGAGUCCCCUGGUGCUUCUAUCCCGAGCCCGUUGGUGACCCUACAGACGAGGAGUGCUAGUGUCAGACACUUUCCCAGCGGGACCCGCGUCCGGAGCGGGCAGGGGCCUCUGCCCGCCUGGCACCAGGAGCUCAGCCCCAUCGCUGGCCGGACGUUUUGGGGUCCUCUCUGCCUGAACUCACCGCCUGGAUUUUCUGCUCUGAUUUCCUCAUCCUCAAAAUUGGCCUAAAAAU
Camelus dromedarius (Arabian camel) is the source of this 444-nucleotide messenger RNA. It is a transcript of the gene TFF1, whose product is annotated as trefoil factor 1. The coding region runs from base 32 to 271 and encodes 79 amino acids. Lineage: Eukaryota; Metazoa; Chordata; Mammalia; Artiodactyla; Camelidae. Gene Ontology annotation, biological process: maintenance of gastrointestinal epithelium. The record is from RefSeq and is a predicted model, not a curated record. The transcript is spliced from 3 exons.